Anopheles coustani is the source of this 1133-nucleotide messenger RNA. RefSeq names its product proliferating cell nuclear antigen (gene PCNA). The transcript is spliced from 3 exons. Gene Ontology annotation, cellular component: PCNA complex. Lineage: Eukaryota; Metazoa; Arthropoda; Insecta; Diptera; Culicidae. Gene Ontology annotation, molecular function: DNA polymerase processivity factor activity; DNA binding. The record is from RefSeq and is a predicted model, not a curated record. Bases 137 to 919 code for a protein of 260 amino acids. Gene Ontology annotation, biological process: leading strand elongation; regulation of DNA replication; translesion synthesis.
GCCAAAUUGUUAGCAUCGUCGUGUUGAAAUUGCAGCAAAAAUUUUCAUUCAUCUUCCAAUUGUCGUGUGAGCUGAACGUCUGUGCCGAUCUCUUGAAUAUUCCUGUCUGUUCAAGGCCUUGCCCUACUGAACCAAAAUGUUCGAAGCGCGACUCAACGCUAGCAGCGUCCUGAAGAAGGUGCUAGAUGCCAUCAAGGACCUGUUAAAUGAGGCCACUUUCGAUUGUAGCGAUUCCGGUAUUCAACUGCAAGCGAUGGACAACUCCCACGUUUCGCUGGUGUCGCUAUCGCUACGCUCGGAUGGAUUCGAUAAAUACCGAUGUGACAGGAACUUGUCGAUGGGCAUGAACUUGGCAAACAUGGCCAAGAUCAUGAAGUGUGCCAACAACGACGAUACAAUUACCAUGAAAGCACAAGACAAUGCCGACACCGUGACGUUCAUGUUCGAGUCACAAAACCAAGAGAAAGUAUCCGACUACGAAAUGAAGCUGAUGAACCUGGAUCAGGAACACCUGGGCAUUCCGGAAACCGAUUACGCCUGCGUCGUUCGAAUGCCCGCGAUGGAGUUUGCCCGCAUCUGCCGCGAUUUGUCGCAGUUCGGUGAAUCCGUCGUUAUCUCCUGCACCAAAGAAGGUGUGAAAUUCUCCGCUUCGGGCGAUGCAGGGUCAGCAAACAUCAAAUUGGCGCAAACCUCUUCCGUAGACAAGGAGGAUGAAUCGGUUAUCAUUGAAAUGCAGGAGCCAGUUACUCUCACUUUUGCCUGUCGCUACCUGAACUCGUUUACUAAAGCCACACCACUGUGCAACCAAGUGCAGCUGUCCAUGUCUGCGGACGUCCCGCUGGUCGUCGAGUACCGAAUCCCGGACCUGGGACACAUCCGUUACUACCUAGCCCCUAAGAUUGAGGACGAUGAGAACUAAGUUAAAUAAUAACAUUCGCCUAUAUUUUUUAACAAAAUGUCUUUCUUGUCUUGUAUUUGCGUCACGAAGACCAGUAAACUUUUAACGGAAAAACGAUAAAGUGGAAACAAGCACAGAAGCAUUUUGAAUUCAAUCAUACAGACAGGAAGUACGUUGUGGUCGUUACCGAUAAGAAUUAUACAUUAAUAAAAUUAUUGAAUCCGUUCAACACCUA